AUGACUGAAGUCAUCUCAACACCUUCGGGCUACCCCAUCUUGGGGAACGUGCUUGACGUCGACCCAGAACAUCCACACAAUAGUCUUGCUCGAAUGGUUAGCACAUAUGUGUCCGGCUCACUGCAACAAGUUCGAAACGCACUUCAUGAUGAAAUCUUUACUGCAUACCCGGGCGAGCACAACUGGGAGACUGCGCACCGCACAUUAAUGCCUGCUUUUGGCCCGUUGUCAAUAGGGGACGUGUUUUGGGUACUUAUGCCUGCUCAAAUGCGAAGACAUCUAUCUCAAAUGAUUAUUAAAUGGGCACGUUUUGGCCCUGACAUGCCAAGCGAUGUCCAGGACGACUUCAUGCGACUCACGCUCAAUUCCAUACCCCUAUGUGCCAUGGGUACGAGAUUCCACUCAUUCUACCACGAAAGUCAACAUCCAUUCGUUCGGGCUAUGGUCGGUGUGCUCACCGAGUCAUUCACUCGAUCUAGGCGACCUCCUCUUAGUAAAAUCCUCUUCCAAACCCAAGAGAAAAAGUAUCGAGAGGAUAUAGAGGAACUGGAGGCAGUAGCAAAAGAACUUCUCAAUGACCGCAGAGCAAACCCCAGAAGCAAGAAAGACCUUCUUAAUGCGAUGAUAUUGAAUAAGGAUCCAAAGACAGGGGAAUCUCUAGACAAUGAUACGAUCAUCCGUAAUAUGAUUAUAUUUCUGAUCGCUGGCCACGAGACUACGGCGGGCUUACUUUCGUUCCUCUUUUAUGAGCUUUGGCAAAACCUAGAGGUUUAUCGUAAAACGCAAGAAGAAAUUGACACAGUUGGAAGCAUAUCUGCGAGAAACCCUUCGUCUUCACCCUACCGAACCUGCAUUCACACUUCAGGCAAAAGGAGACCAGAUUCUUGA
Trichoderma asperellum CBS 433.97 is the source of this 888-nucleotide messenger RNA. The record is from RefSeq and is a predicted model, not a curated record. NCBI's taxonomy places the organism in Eukaryota, Fungi, Ascomycota, Sordariomycetes, Hypocreales, Hypocreaceae.